Molecule: messenger RNA, 9337 nt
Organism: Sesamum indicum (sesame)
Lineage: Eukaryota; Viridiplantae; Streptophyta; Magnoliopsida; Lamiales; Pedaliaceae
Source: RefSeq, a predicted model, not a curated record
GAGUUGAGUAUUAUUUAUGACUCAUUAGCUAAUAAUAAUGUUGUGAUAAAUAGAAAGAAUCAAAGAAUCCAACACCACCACCUCUGUCUUAUCUCUCCUCCCUCUGAGGUGGGUCGGUCUGUCUGUCUCAGUCUGACUGUUUGUAGCUUAAUAAUUCCAAAUCAUUUCUUUCCAGGAAAAGAAGCUCAGCUACAGAAGGGGAAGGAAGGAAGGAAGGAAGCUGCACACGCACUCGCCUCCACAAAUUUGAGAAACAAGAAAAUGAUUGUGGGGGAGCUUUUUUUAUCUGCAUUCAUUCAGGUAUUGUUUCAGCAAUUGGCCUCUGCUGCAACUAUGGCCUUGGCCCGUCGGGAGAAAGUCGAAAGUCAUUUCAAGAAGUUAAGUCAAAGCUUGUCCAUUAUUCAAGCCGUGCUUGAUGAUGCAGAGGAGAAGCAAUUAAUGGAAAAAGCCGUAAAAGUAUGGCUGGAGGGCCUCAGGGACUUGGCUUAUGACUUGGAUGACAUAUUGGAUGAGAUCAACACUCAAGCUUUGAUUCAAGAUUCAAAGGGGAUCCAGCACAAUAAAACCAGCAUGGUUUGGAAAUUCAUCCCUAUUUGCAGCAGUUAUACGCCGGGUGCACUUUUGUCCAAUUAUAGGAUGAUGUCAAAGAUAAAGGACAUCACAAAUAGACUGCAAUUUACUGCAAAUCAAAGGAUUCAAUUGAACUUGAGAGAGAAUUUAGGAGGGUCAUCCAACCGAUCAUCAGUAAUUAGGUUGCCAAGCACUUCUUUGGUAAAUGAGUCUCAUGUAUACGGUAGAGAUGAAGAUAAAGAAAAGAUAAUUGAGAUGUUGCUUGGGGAUGAGGUGUGCCGCGAUAAUGUUUCAGUUAUUCCAAUAGUUGGAAUGGGUGGUAUUGGCAAAACCACUCUUGCACAGCUGGUUUAUAAUGAUAGAAAUGUUAAGCAAAACUUUCAUGUCAGGGCUUGGGUGUGUGUUUCUGAAGAGUUUGAUGUGAUCUCCAUCACCAAGACAAUUUAUGAGGCGGUGACUGACAUGAGUAGUCAGUCCAAGGACUUAGAUAUGCUUCAGGUGAGUCUAAAGGAAAAGUUAUCAAAGAGCAAGUUCCUUAUUGUUUUGGAUGAUGUUUGGAAUGAGAGCUAUGAGAAGUGGGACCAUCUAUUUCGUCCUUUCCAGUUUGGGCGACCUGGGAGCAGAAUUAUUGUUACAACUCGUAAUGAUAGUGUUGCGUCAGUGGUGGGUUCCCCUCGUACAGCUUACCAUAUGAAACUAUUGACUGAUGAUGACUGCCUAUCUCUGUUGGCUCAACAUGCUCGGACAUCUUUUGAUGAGAAAACAGAGUUCAAAGAAGUUGGUUUGCUACUGGUGAAGAAGUGUAAAGGCUUACCUCUGGCCGCUAAGACACUUGGCGGUCUGUUGCGCUGUAAAGAAACUAAGCAAGAGUGGCAAGAUGUGCUACAUAGCAAGAUAUGGGAUUUACCAGAGGAAAACAACAUCCUUCCAGUUUUAAGAUUAAGCUAUCACCAUCUUCCUUCACAUUUGAAGCAUCUGUUUGCUUAUUGCUCCAUUUUUCCAAAGGACUAUGAAUUUGACAAGAAUGAGCUGGUAUUGUUAUGGAUGGGAGAAGGUUUUCUGGAACAGCCAAAUGUGAGGAAAAGAAAGGAAGACUUAGGUCUUGAGUACUUCAAUGAGCUACUGUCAAGAUCCUUUUUCCAACGGUUAAGUGGCAGUGAUUCAAACUUUGUGAUGCAUGACCUUAUAAAUGACUUGGCUCAAUUUGUGGCUGGAGGAACGUGCUAUCGUCUGGAUGAGAAAAUGGAUACAAAUCAGGAGUACCGAGUACCUGAGAAGACUCGCCAUGGUUCAUUUCUUCGUCAUGAAUAUGAACUAUUCAGAAAAUUUAGGGCCUUCUAUCAAGUUCAAGGUUUGAGAACAUUCUUACCGAUGCCUGUCCAAAAUUCACUCGUUUGGCCUCCUUUCUACUUGUCAAACAGGAUUUUAGUUGAACUGGUGCCGAAAUUGCUCAGCUUGAGAGUUUUAUCUCUAAGUGGCUAUUCUAUCACAGAGCUGCCAAGUUCAAUCUGCAACUUGAUACAUUUACGGUACCUCAAUCUGUCUGGGACUUCAAUCAUUACGCUGCCCGACUCUUUGAGUGAUCUCUUCCAUUUGCAAACUUUGUCUUUACGUAACUGUCGUUUUAUAUCUAAGUUGCCCCCCACCUUGGGAAAUCUAUCAAACUUGAGGCAUCUUGAUAAUUCUAACACCGAUCAACUGAAAGAUAUGCCAGUUGAAAUUGGUAAAUUGAGUUGCCUGCAGACUUUACCAAAAAUUGUUUUGGGCAAAGUUGGUGACUUGGGAUUAAGGGAACUGAGGAAUUUGACGCAGUUGCGGGGAACACUUGCUAUUUUUGAAUUGCAAAACGUGACAGACAUAGAAGAUGUAAAGGAGGCUAGUCUGAUCAGUAAGGACGAACUUGAUGAAUUACAACUGACCUGGGGAAAUGACAUUAAUACUUCCCAGAAUAGAAUUUCAGAAGAAGAAGUGAUAGACCUGCUUCAGCCUCAUGACAACUUGAAAAAUCUCAAGCUUGAAUUCUAUAGAGGAUCAAACUUCCCAAGUUGGAUCGGCGAUCCGGCCUUCCGCAAAUUGUCGAGUAUAAGCUUCAGCAACUGUUUGGAAUGCACAUCUUUACCACCUCUAGGACAGCUUCCAGAGCUUAAACACCUGCGGAUAGGAGGCAUACCAAAAGUCAAAUCCAUUGGAACUGAGUUCUAUGGGAGCGGUGUUGUGGUUCCGUUUGCGAAACUGGAGACUCUAAGAUUUGAUAACAUGCCAAAAUGGGAGAAAUGGACAGCUUUUGUUGAUGGCGUCCAGAUAAACUUCCCACAUCUUCACCAGCUUGCAAUGUUCAGAUGUAGCAAAUUAACCAAUAUUUCUCCACUGAGCUUUCCCCUUCUUCGAGAAUUGGAUCUUGAGAAAUGCAGCAAGGUUUUGCUAGAACGUUUCUCUAGUCUUGACUCCUUAAAUUACUUGAAAGUCGAGGGCAUUGCUGGGCUCUCUCAUCUACCAACGGAACUUACGCAAUCCCUAGCAGCACUUGAAGUUUUAGAGUGCUGCAACUGCAACGAGCUGCUAUCAGUAUGGCCAACUGAGAUUCCACUUGAACAUCUUGUCCACCUAAGACGGCUCGUUGUUGCAGACUGUUCGCAACUUGUAUCCCUGGGGCAAGGAGAGCAGCAGUUGCCUUGCAACCUUGAAGUUCUUGAAUUGUUUAGCUGUCCAAAUUUUGUUUCCCUCCCAAAUGACUUGAGCAACCUCAGGUCAUUGAGAGAGCUGAUUAUCAAAAAUUGUACUAAAUUCAUCAGCUUUCCAGAGAACGGUAUUCCUCCCAUGCUUAAACGUCUUGAGAUACUCAGUUGCAAUGCCCUGGAGUCCCUGCCAAGUAACAUAUCUGACCUUGAAAGACUGGAGAUUAAGGACUGCUCAUCUCUCAAGAGCUGGUCAACAGGUAAUUUUCCUAUUGCCCUUAAGAAAUUUGCAAUAAAAAAUUGCACUCAACUGGACCCCGUUUCGGAGACAAUGUUUCCUGAUAACAGCAGCAUGUUGUUGGAAGAUCUUUGUCUAUGCAAUUGGAUGAACUUCAGUAAUCUUCUCCAGCGUUUAAACGGGUUUUCGAAUCUUGUCGAACUCUAUCUAUCUAGUUGUUAUGGUCUAAAGCACUUUCCAGAACAGGGCUUGCCACCAAACCUAAGAGCACUUUCUAUUGAAGAUUGUGCAAGUCUCAAGUCCUUGCCGAAGAAGAUUCGAGCCAUGAAAUCUCUUGUGUCGCUUGAGAUAAGGAGUUGUCCGAGGCUUGAUAAUUUUCCAAAAUAUGGUUUACCUCCAAACUUGUCUUCACUUAGGAUAUGGGAUUCCAAGAAAUUCAAGCCCCUAGCACUGUGGGGCCUGCAUAGACUCACUUCACUCAGAGAAUUCUCCAUCUGUGGUGGAUUUAAAGAGCUCGAGCUACUCGCUGAUGAUGAUUGUCUCUUUCACCCUUCUCUGAUAAAACUUUCUGUUGCCCGAUUCCCAAGCCUUACUUCACUCUGUAAGGUGCUUGAAAAUCUUACCUCACUUCGACAUCUAUCUAUCAUGAACUGUGCAAACCUUAAUGUCUUGCCGAGCGACAGCCUGCUCGAAAAGCUCUGGCAUCUAGAAAUAAGUGAUUGCCCACUUCUAAGGCAACGGUGCCUGAGGGACAGAGGCGAUUAUUGGCCCAAGAUCGCUGGAAUUCCUUGUGUGGAGAUAGAUGGAACUUAUGUCUAUAGACAAAGUCUUGUCUUUUGCUACCGUGGUAUUAAACUUGUAUUCUUGGACAAGAAAAUUACCCUGCAGAUGAAUCGUGUUGUCUCUUCUUUUAGCGAUAGCCUCAGACAACAUAAGCAAGAAGUACGGGAUAUAAUAAGUUUCUUGGGUUUCCUUUUUUUUUUUUUUAUCUGUUUCCACAAAGGGAAAAACAAGAAAAUGCCAGUGGGAGAGCUCUUUCUUGGGGCAUUCCUUCAGGUGCUGUUUGAUAGAUUGGCCUCAGGGCUGAUAUUAGCUUUUGCCCGGCGGGAGAGAAUAUAUAAGUUGCUCAAGAAGUGGAGUCAAACACUUGGAAUUAUCCAGGCGGUGAUUGAUGAUGCUGAGGAGAAGCAACUGACUGAUAAGGCUGUGAAAUUGUGGUUGGAGCACCUCAGGGACUUGGCUUUUGACUUGGAUGAUGUGUUGGAUGAGAUCGCUACUCAAGCUUUGAAGGAGAAAUCAGAGGGCGUUCAGGAAAGAUCAGGAAAGAUAUGGAAAUUUAUACCUUCUUGCAAAGAUUGCACGCCUGGUGCGUUUAUGUUCAAGAAAAGGAUGAGGUCCAGGAUUGAGGAGAUCUCAAGCAGAUUGGAAGAUAUUCAAAAGACUGGGAACGACUUGAACUUGAGUCAGAAUGUUAGAGGCCCAUCAAACACGAACAGAUUGCCUAGCACGUCGGUUGCACCCCAUGUCUAUGGAAGAGAUAAAGAUAAAGAAGAAGUAUCUAAACUAAUGAUGCACAAUGAAGAAAAUGUUAGUAUCAUUCCGAUUGUGGGGAUGGGUGGGAUUGGCAAGACAACUCUUGCUCAACUCAUCUAUAAUGAUGAGUUAAUGACGGCUGAAUUUGAUCUGAAAGCUUGGGUUUGUGUUUCCGAAGAAUUUGAUGUACUCACCAUCACCAAGACACUUUUCCAUGCAGUAACUCAGAGUAGUCCUGAGUCGAAGGACUUAAAUUUGCUUCAGGAGAGUCUGAAGGAGACAUUUUCCAUGAACAAGUUCCUUCUCAUUUUGGAUGAUGUCUGGAAUGAGGACUAUGUGAAGUGGGAGGCAUUUUUUCGCCCUUUUCUUGUUGGGCUCCCUGGGAGCAAGGUUCUGGUUACUACUCGCAAUGCUAAUAUUGCAGCAAUGGUGGGUUCUGUUCCCUCUUAUUAUGUGAACUUAUUGGCUGAUAAUGAUUGUCUAUCUCUCUUAGCUCGGCAUGCACUUGGGAAAAGUAAUUUCGACGAACAUCCGAGUUUUAAAAGAAUUGGUGAAGCCCUAGUGAGGAAAUGUAGAGGCUUGCCCUUGGCAGCAAAGGCACUUGGAGGUCUUCUACGCUCUAAAGGAAGUCCUGAAGAGUGGAAAGAUGUGUUGUAUAGCAAGAUAUGGAAUCUACCAAGAGAAAAUAAUAUUCUUCCUGUUUUAAGGUUGAGCUACAAUCAUCUUCCUGCACAUUUGAAGCCAUUGUUUGCCUACUGCUCUAUCUUUCCCAAGGACUAUGAGUUUGAUACGUAUGAACUAGUUCUUUUGUGGAUGGGAGAAGGUUUUAUUCCAGAACCGGAAGAACAGAAAACAAAGGAGCAGUUGGCCUUUGAGUAUUUCAACGAGCUGCUGUCAAGGUCUUUUUUCCAACCAUUAAGCAGCACUGGUUCACAUUUUGUUAUGCAUGAUCUUAUUAAUGACUUGGCUCAAUUUGUUGCUGGUGGGAUAUGCUAUAAGCUUGACGAGAAAGUUGAAACUAAUGAUGAGUACAAAAUACCUGAGAAGGCUCGGCAUGCUUCAUUCCUCCGACAUGAAUAUGAAGUUUUCAGAAAAUUCAAGGGCUUUUACCGAGCCAAAGGUCUGAGGACAUUCUUGCCAAUGCCUGUCCAAAAUAUUCAUGUUUGGCCACCUUUCUACUUGUCAAACAGGAUUUUACUUGAACUGCUGCCAAAAUUGCACAGCUUAAGAGUGCUAUCCCUGAGUGGCUAUUCCAUCACUGAGUUGCCAGGUCCCAUCUGCACCUUAAUUCAUUUAAGGUACCUUAAUCUAUCAGGGACUUCAAUUGUUUCAUUGCCCGACUCUCUAAGUGAUUUGUAUAACUUAGAAACUUUAUCUAUUCGUAACUGUCGCUUUAUCUCUAAGUUGCCACCAACUUUGGGGGAUUUAGUUAACCUGCGGCACCUUGACAACUCUAACACUGAUCAGCUGAAAGAGUUGCCAGUUGAAAUUGGAAAAUUGGGAAGCCUACAGUCGCUACCUAAAAUUGUUCUGAGCAAGGUUGGCGGCUUGGGACUAAGGGAACUGAAAAAUCUCAAACAUUUGCGUGGAAUAGUUGCAAUCUCAGAGCUGCAAAAUGUGUCGAAUGUUGAGGAUGCGAAGGAAGCAAGUGUGAGGCGUAAGCAGGAAAUCGAGGAAUUACAAUUAGCAUGGGGAAAUGACACAGAUGAUCCUCGUAAUGCUCGUUUAGAAGAACAUGUACUGGAUGUGCUACAACCCCAUGAAAACUUGAGAAAACUCAAGAUUGAAUUCUAUGGAGGUGUGCGGUUUCCUAGUUGGAUUGGUGAUCCAUCAUUCUCCAAAAUGUUUUGUGUAACCCUCAUUGGUUGUACUAAAUGCACAUCUCUACCACCACUUGGACUGCUGCCGGAGCUCAAACGCUUGCGCAUAGGAGAAAUGCCCAAAAUCAAACACAUCGGUGUUGAGUUUUGCAGAAAACGUGCUGCAGACCUCCCAUUCUCAAAACUGGAGACUCUAAGAUUCGAUCACCUGCCAGAAUGGGAGGAGUGGUCUUGCUUUCCAGAUGAACCCCAGAUGCAGUUCCCUUCUCUUCAUCAGCUUACAAUAUUCAAAUGCCCCAAGUUAGUCAGAGUUUCUCCUCUGAGCCUUCCCGUUCUUCAUGAGCUGGAUCUUGAGGAAUGCAGCAUGGUAUUGCUAGAAAGUCUAUGUAAUCUUGACUCCUUGAAUUACUUGAAAGUUGAGUCAAUUGCAGGGCUAUCCCAUUUACCAAGGGAACUUGUGCAGUCCAUGGCAACAAUUGAAGUUCUGGAGUGUUGCAACUGCAAUGAUUUGCUAUCCAUGUGGCCAAAUGGAGUUUCAUUACAGCAUCUCAGCCAUCUGAGGCGCCUUGUUGUUGCAGACUGUUCCAUGUUUGUGUCAUUGGGGGAAGAGGAGCUGCAACUGCCUUGCAAUCUUGAAAUCUUGGAGUUAUUUCGAUGUGCAAGUUUAACAUCCCUUCCAACUGACUUGGGAAAUCUCAGGUCUUUGAGAGAGUUGAUUAUCAAAAACUGCCCAAAAAUCAUCAGCUUUCCAGAAAAUGGCAUCCCUCCUGUCCUCAAACGCCUUGAGAUACUCAGUUGCAAGGCCCUGGAGGCCCUGCCCAGAGACAUCUCUAACCUUGAAAGAUUGGAGAUUAAGGAAUGCCCUUCUUUGACGAAUUGGUCAGCAGGUAACUUCCCCAAUAGGCUUAAAAAACUUUCAAUAAAGAACUGCAAUAAACUGGGGCCAGUUUCUGGAGAAAUGUUUCCACCAAACAGAAGAAUCACUCUCGAAGAGCUUAGCAUUUGGGAUUGGCUGAACUUCAGUACUCUACUCCAGCAGGUGCAUAGCUUUUCACGGCUUACUGAACUGCACUUAUCAAACUGUAGUGGUCUGGAGUACUUUCCAGAGCAAGGCCUGCCUCCUUACCUGAGAGCACUUUCAGUCGAACAUUGUUCAAAUCUCAGGGCCUUGCCAAUGCAGAUUAGAAAUAUGUUGUCCAUCAUCUCACUUGAGAUACGUAGUUGCCGCAGGCUGAAGACUUUUCCGAAAUGUGAUUUUCCACCAAAUUUAUCUUCACUACGGAUAUGGGAUUCGAGGAAACUGAAGCCAUUAUCACAUUGGGGCUUGCAUAGAUUAACCUCUCUUAGAGAAUUCUCCAUCUGUGGUGGAUUUCAGGAGUUGCAGUUACUUGCUGCUGAUUGUGGUCUCUUUCCUCCUUCUCUAAUUAAAUUUUCUGUUGCAAGAUUUCCUAAACUAAGUUCCCUUUCUAGUGUACUCGAAAAUUUGACCUCUCUGCAGCAUCUGUCGAUCAUGAAUUGUACUAGUCUUAAUGUCUUGCCAAGUGAAAACCUUCUUGAGAAGCUUUGGCAUUUGGAAAUAAGUGACUGUCCACUUCUGAAACAACGGUGUCUGAAAGACAAAGGUGAUUAUUGGCCCAAGAUAGCUGGAAUCCCUUGUGUGGAGAUAGAUGGCACUUACAUUUAUAAGCAAAGUUAAGUUGAGUCAUUUUUGUCUCAAGAAGCACAGUAGCCUUUCUGGACUUGCUAAGUCAGGUUAUGCACAUGCAAUCCUUGAUUCAUAUGUGAACUUUACAUGUUCCUUAGUUUAUGAGUAUCCAAUACUUGAACAGUGUUGAAAACUAGGUUACUUGAUGUUCUCUUAAGUUGUGCUGCUGGUAUGAAAGGACACCCCAGUUCAAUCUGCCACUGGUGGGUUUGUGGAUGAAGACUACUUCUUUUUAGUGAAUUCAUUGGGACACAUACAGCAGUAGUCGCUAGCUGCAAUAGCUUCAGGCACCAAGGGGAAGGACUAUCAUGAUAAGAAGGACAGGAGACAGGAAUAACCUGUAUUUCAGAUGUGAACUGCAGGUUCAAAAUACUCCUGUUGUUAAAUCUCUUUAUUUGAUGUAAGCAUCAACUUGUUAGCUCUAGACAUAAAAGAUAAAAUAAAUAUAACUGUUUGACUGCGGAUCUAAGGUUGCCGCGAUCACAGUUAUUGGGUGGUUCUUCUGCUUGGCACUGCCUGGUACUUGAAUUUUGAUUGAAGCUACUUCAUAUGUCACUUCAGACAUUGAGGUUGUACCUCAGUUUAGCUGCUGAUAAUGUUUCUGCAUAGAAUUGUCAACUGAUAAGAUGUAACUUCGGAUUCUGUUUCUUUUGGUAGUUUUCUUUGUGGGCUUGCUUCUCAGUUGCUUGAUUGCUAGUUUAUUUUUCCUGGGGCUCUUGUCCCAAUCUGUUUGUAAUUCUGGGAACUGCACUAUGUAUGCUUUGUUAGUUCAGAUUGAUGCAUGUUUGUUGAGCAA